Molecule: messenger RNA, 2034 nt
Organism: Pogona vitticeps (central bearded dragon)
Lineage: Eukaryota; Metazoa; Chordata; Lepidosauria; Squamata; Agamidae
Gene: PNPLA4
Product: patatin like domain 4, phospholipase and triacylglycerol lipase
Biological process (GO): triglyceride catabolic process; lipid homeostasis
Cellular component (GO): cytoplasm; lipid droplet; membrane
Molecular function (GO): triacylglycerol lipase activity; retinyl-palmitate esterase activity
Source: RefSeq, a predicted model, not a curated record
UUAAAGAAGUUGCGAGCGUUUCCUUGCUUCACUCCCCCCCAACGCGGUGUUAAUGGGAGUGGCCCCAGGCCAAAGGAAGUCCCCUUCUUAAAUCCUAAAGGACAGCUGGUCCCGGGGAAAGAAAUCUCGCAUUUUUAGCAUCUGUCCUGGAGGAUUAGUUGCAAAGGAUUCUCCUGCUCAGGGAUUAAGUAACCUUCAUAUUAUAUAUAGGAUUAUUUGUAGACCUCAUUAUUACUUCCACUGUUUAAAAACCCCAAAACUACUUUAUGUGCUGUAUUUCUUAUACUGCUGGACAGCAAGAUGAAUCUUCUUUAAGCUAGUUGGGGUAUUAUCUAAAUUCAAAGAAAUGUGGGCUACGAGGCGCAUAUAUAGAUCCAGAAGACAAAGUAUUCACUUCAGGACUGGACUGCACAGUACUGUGCUUCAUAAAAUGCAGAAGUUUGGCAACGAUGCAAAGAGUUGCUGUAUUUUACAAGCUCUUCGUGCUGUGUCCACAUAUAGCAUCUCCCCAGUUCAGAAUGCUUGCUGGAGAAUGGAUAUAGCAGCAGCCGUUAAUGGGUUGGGAAACAAAGCUAUUGAUGAUAACGCAGCCCAAACACCACAUGAUGGAAAACACCAGGAGAUGGAAGCAAAAAUGAAGCAUCUCAACUUGUCAUUUGCAGCUUGUGGGUUUCUGGGGAUAUACCACUUGGGGGCAGCAUCUGCUCUUUACAGACAUGGUAAGAAGUUAUUGAAGGUUGUCAAGGCCUUUGCAGGAGCUUCUUCUGGAUCUUUGAUUGCCACUGUUCUUUUAACAGUGCCAGAAAAUAUAGAGGAAUGUACAAAAAUCAUCUAUGAAUUUGCAGAAGACACUAGGAAGUUAUAUUUUGGAGCCCUAACACCAGGCUAUGAUCUCAUGGCAAAACUUAGGGGAUGCAUUGAUUCGAUUCUCCCUCCUAAUGCUCAUGAGAUAGCAGAAAAUCGUCUUUUUGUAUCAGUCACUAGUGCUAAAAAUGGAAAGAAUCAUUUGCUUUCAAAUUUUGCCUCCAGGGAGGAUCUUGUUAAGGUCCUUCUAGCAAGCAGUGCUAUUCCUCUAUAUGCAGGAAUCAAUCCAGUGGAAUAUAAAGGACAGAAAUGGAUUGAUGGUGGUUUGACCAACGGUCUCCCUAUCUUGUCAGUGGGCCGAACAAUAACUGUUUCUCCUUUUUCUGGACGACUAGACAUCUGCCCACAAGACAAAGGGCGUAUGGAUGUCUAUGCUAAAGUUGCCAAACAAGACUUACUGUUGUCCACCACCAACCUUGUAAGACUUCAUCAGGCUCUAUUUCCACCAGGCCAGGAGAAAAUGAAAUCCUUGUACCAAGAGGGAUAUGACAAUGCCAUCCAUUUCUUACUCAAGGAAAACUGGUUUGAAUAGAUUAUGUGUGUCGAAAAUUAACAAAGUCUGAUGGCUGUCAGAGCAAAGCUUCAAAUGCUCUGCAGAGCCCAAGGGACUGCUGUCACAAUUUUUGUUUAUCUAAAAUGAAUGCCAUAGGAAUUGCAUCUGUCACUGUCAAACAAGUGUUUAUGUUUAGGUGUGUUGGAUGGAAUUUGUAAACAGGUUCAAACGCAAUGGAAUUGAAUUUGAGAAAUAACUGGUUGUAUCUUUCUAGAACAGAUAAAACUAGUAAAAAUUAGAGGAUUCUCUUUUUAAAGCGCAGAAUUCUAGUACAGAAUGGAAUAAUUAUUUGAGAAACGUUGGAACUAGGAUUGGCUGGCAUUAAUUGGAUUUGAGAUGUAUGUUCUGAAUGUAACAAGGAAAUAUACAGUGUCUGCAGAGAUUUGCACACUCACAUCCUUUCACAAGUAAUCCUGUUUAUGUGCUUAUUAAUUGACUUAUUCAUUUUCAUUUUUAAAUCUCCCCCAGUCCUGGGUGUACUCUCAAGCAUGAACUCUAAUUACACAGAGACUGUGGGAGACAAAACAGCUUAAUUGCAUAUCUUUUAAUUGUUAUGCAUAUGUGUUUUGCCAUUAGUACAUCUUGUUCUUCAAAUAAAUUGUGUAACUUUUUCCAUA